AGGGUGUGUCCGGUGGCCACCAUUAUUUCUGGGUAUUAAAAUCUUAGACAUUCAAAUACAGUGAUAUUACAUGUGUGUAGCAGAACAACGGCAAUUGACUGCAGCUUUUACGCGUCGCCAAGUGAAUGACCUGGCAUGUCUGCCACGGACUGGUACGCGCAUAAAUCCCUCGGGGAAGGACUAUAUUGGAUCCAGGAGAAGUUUUUCGAAUCGUCAAACAGAGCUAAUAUUUGGCUCCUCCGAGGAUCUCACCAAGACGUAGUGAUAGACACAGGCUUGGGUUUGAGGAGCUUACCUGACUACAUUAACUCCAAAGGUCUGCUUGGAGACGACCCGCAGCGAAAGAACCCCCUUUUGGCUAUCGCCACCCACGCCCACUUCGACCACUCAGGUGGUCUGUAUCAGUUCCAACAGGUCGGGGUCCACAGUGCAGAGGUCGAUGCGCUGGCUAACGGAGACAACUUCGAGACGGUCACCUGGCUGUCCGAUAGAGAGAUAGUCCAGGCUCCCUGGCCGGGAUGGAGGGCCAGGCAAUACAGAGUCAAAGCUGUACAACCAACACAUAUACUACAAGAAGGUGAUGUCAUCAACCUGGGUGACAGGCAGCUGACGGUGCUGCACAUGCCCGGCCACUCCCGGGGCAGCAUCUGCUUGCACGAUGGCAACAACAAGAUGCUGUUCAGUGGGGACGUGGUCUACGACGGAGCCAUGAUCGACUGGCUGCCCACUAGCCAGGUCAGCGACUACAUCAGCAGCUGUGAGCGCCUGGUGGGGCUGGUGGACAGCGAGCAGGUGGACCAGGUAAUGCCGGGACACUAUCACACAUUUGGCGCGAAGCAGCUCCACCGCAUCGCCUCGGGGUACAUUGACAAAGCUGGCACCUGCCCGGCACGCUUCUCCACGUUCGCCUGGAGGACCUUGGCCGGAUUGGCGUUACGGGCCUCCAACACACGGGGCGGGGCAUCUGCUAGCCAAGGGACAGGCUAGCAUUUAGAGUCGCACAGGUAGACUGGGGAUAUGCGGGAGAUAAUUUACCCCUUCAAUGAUCAGGAAUUCUUUGUACUGUCAAUCAGAAACUGCUGUGAUCCAAUGUAUGUUAAUUUACAUCAUUAAUUAAAAUGCCCCCACGCUUUACAUCAGGCAAUGAUUGACAGAAAAUCAAGAUUCCCAUCAUUAUGGGAUGCAUUCAAGACUGGAAAAUGAAUAUAUACACUGCUCAAAAAAAUAAAGGGAACACUAAAAUAACACAUCCUAGAUCUGAAUGAAUGAAAUAUUCUUAUUAAAUACUUUUUUCUUUACAUAGUUGAAUGUGCUGACAACAAAAUCACACACAAAUUAUCAAUGGAAAUAAAAAUGUAUCAACCCAUGGAGGUCUGGAUUUGGAGUCACACUCAAAAUUAAAGUGGAAAACCACACUACAGGCUGAUCCAACUUUGAUGUAAUGUCCUUAAAACAAGUCAAAAUGAGGCUCAGUAGUGUGUGUGGCCUCCACGUGCCUGUAUGACCUCCCUAAAAUGCCUGGGCAUGCUCCUGAUGAGGUGGCGGAUGGUCUCAUGAGGGAUCUCCCAGACCUGGACUAAAGCAUCUGUCAACUCCUGGACAGUCUGUGGUGCAACGUGGCGUUGGUGGAUAGAGCAAGACAUGAUGUCCCAGAUUCAGGUCUGGGGAACGGGCGGGCCAGUCCAUAGCAUCAAUGCCUUCCUCUUGCAGGAACUGCUGACACACUCCAGCCACAUGGGGUCUAGCAUUGUCUUGCAUUAGGAGGAACCCAGGGCCAACCGCACCAGCAUAUGGUCUCACAAGGGGUUUGAGGACACAUCUCAUCUCGGUACCUAAUGGCAGUCAGGCUACCUCUGGCGAGCACAUGGAGUGUGGCCCCCCAAAGAAAUGCCACCCCAGACCAUGACUGACCCACCACCAAACCGGUCAUGCUGGAGGAUGUUGCAGGCAGCAGAACGUUCCCCACGGUGUGUCCAGACUCUGUCACAUGUGCUCAGUGUGAACCUGCUUUCAUCUGUGAAGAGCACAGGGCGCCAGUGGCGAAUUUUCCAAUCUUGGUGUUCUCUGGCAAAUGCCAAACGUCCUGCACGGUGUUGGGCUGUAAGCACAACCCCCACCUGUGGAUGUCGGGCCCUCAUACCACCCUCAUGGAGUCUGUUUCUGACCGUUUGAGCAGACACAUGCACAUUUGUGGUCUGCUGGAGGUCAUUUUGCAGGGCUCUGGCAGUGCUCCUCCUGCUCCUCCUUGCACAAAGGCGGAGGUAGCGGUCCUGCUGCUGGGUUGUUGCCCUCCUACGGCCUCCUCCACGUCUCCUGAUGUACUGGCCUGUCUCCUGGUAGCGCCUCCAUGCUCUGGACACUACGCUGACAGACACAGCAAACCUUCUUGCCACAGCUCGCAUUGAUGUGCCAUCCUGGAUGAGCUGCAUUACCUGAGCCACUUGUGUGGGUUGUAGACUCCGUCUCAUGCUACCACUAGAGUGAAAGCACCGCCAGCAUUCAAAAGUGACCAAAACAUCAGCCAGGAAGAAUAGGAACUGAGAAUUGGUCUGUGGUCACCACCUGCAGAACCAUUCCUUUAUUGGGGGUGUCUUGCUAAUUGCCUAUAAUUUCCACCUGUUGUCUAUUCCAUUUGCACAACAGCAUGUGAAAUUUAUUGUCAAUCAGUGUUGCUUCCUAAGUGGACAGUGUGAUUGACUUAGUUACAUUGUGUUGUUUAAGUGUUCCCUUUAUUUUUUUGAGCAGUGUAUAUAUAUAUUUUAAUAUAAUAUUAAGAAUUUGACAAGUUGUGUGAUUGUUGGAAUGUGCUUUCACGUUAGGCAGCAUCUCUUAUGGCGGUGUUUCUCUACCCCAGUACUCACAGUUGCAUAUUUUUGUAUUUGCCCAGCUGGAAUAACUAAUGAAGAGCUAGAUAGUUAGUUGUCGAGUCAAAUAUGCAACCUUAAGGAGGCUCUGGGAUCAGAGAUGAGUAACACUGCCAUAGGGGAAAUAAGGUGACAGGCAGCACACCACCUACUGACCUCAACACAGACAGAAAGAGAGAGAGACACAGAGACACAUUCACACACACAGAGCAUGACCGUCUAGAUCUUUGUAACCUCGUCCCCAGGCUAACAAGAGAGAGAAAAGGCGGCUGGUGGACGAGACUAUAUAUUUUGUAACACUGCAUAAAGCCAUCACAAGUAUUAGCACAUUCCUGAAAUGAGACAUUCCAGUUACUGUGUUGCUUUUUCUUUUACUUUCAACACUGAGGAAAAGGACAUUUUCAACAGCACAAAUUCCCAUUGGAAAGAUUCAUGUGAUAGUUUGGCUGCAAAUACCAAUUCUGUGCCCUUCCACACUCCACUCCACAUCAUAGAUUUAACAAUGGUGGAAAAUCCCUCUAGCGAAUGAUUUCACUAAUCCAAUGAUUUUAAAUUCAUGACUGGAAGUGCACAGUUUGGGAGACGGGUGGAGAAUUGGCACGCAGGCUUGGAUCCUGUGUGCAGAGAAUGACAAGGAUAACUGGGUCACCAAUGGCUCUUGCAGUACAUUGUCUGGAUAGCUGAAAUACGCUACAGCAGUUUUCAACUUUAAAUGGAUAAAAUAUUCAUUCAGUCCCUAAACUAUGAAACAGAACACUGCGUUGGCAUGCACUAUGUCUGCAUACAUUUUGGGUCAAUUGACAAGAGUUUAAAGGGGUAGGCCAUCAUUGUAAAUAAGAAUUUGUUCUUAACUGACUUGCCUAGUUAAAUAAAGGUAAAAAAAUAAAAAACGAAGUGUCUGUCUAA
Messenger RNA from Oncorhynchus nerka (sockeye salmon), 3770 nucleotides. RefSeq names its product metallo-beta-lactamase domain containing 2 (gene mblac2). The transcript is spliced from 2 exons. The record is from RefSeq and is a predicted model, not a curated record. Lineage: Eukaryota; Metazoa; Chordata; Actinopteri; Salmoniformes; Salmonidae. Bases 136 to 987 code for a protein of 283 amino acids.